Messenger RNA from Paramisgurnus dabryanus, 2034 nucleotides. It is a transcript of the gene atf3, whose product is annotated as activating transcription factor 3. Gene Ontology annotation, biological process: regulation of transcription by RNA polymerase II. The record is from RefSeq and is a predicted model, not a curated record. Gene Ontology annotation, cellular component: nucleus. Lineage: Eukaryota; Metazoa; Chordata; Actinopteri; Cypriniformes; Cobitidae. Gene Ontology annotation, molecular function: DNA-binding transcription factor activity, RNA polymerase II-specific; RNA polymerase II cis-regulatory region sequence-specific DNA binding.
CGCCCGGCAUAUAAGCGGGUGAUGCAACGAGCCGGCGAGAACUGUAACUUUAGCAGCUGAGCGAGAGAUCACACUCCUGCCAAAGCAGAGCAUCACAACACGCGUGGACCAUUCCGUCAAAACAAGAUAUCGGAAUGAUGCUUCAGUAUCCUGGUUUGGGUCCGUCUGAGAUCAGUGCCUCGGCUCUGGUACCCUGCCUCUCCCCUCCGGGAUCUCUCACGCUGGACGAUUUCACAAACUUCACACCGUUAGUCAAAGAGGAGCUGCGAUACGCCAUCCAAAACAAGCGGCUGUCCAACGGCAUGAGCGCGAUCUCACCAGAUCGGUGUUACAACUCCGAGAGACCCACAGAACUGCCGAUCAUGAAGCGGGAGAUUAUUCCUGAAGAGAGCGACAGAAAAAAGAGAAGAAGGGAACGAAAUAAAAUUGCAGCAGCAAAAUGCCGAAACAAGAAAAAGGAGAAAACCGACCAUUUACAAAAGGAGUCAGAGAAACUUGAGUCCAUCAAUGCCGAGCUGAAAGCCCAAAUCGAGGAGCUGAAGAACCAAAAGCAACAGUUAGUUUACAUGCUGAACCUACACAGGCCCACCUGUAUCGUCCGCGCUCAGAACGGUCAGACCCCUGAGGACGAGCGAAAGCUUUUCAUCCAACAGAUCAAGGAGACCACCCUUCAAGGUCUUAACCUUACCAUAAGCGGACCAACACACACCACAAUAGCAACAAGUUGUGGGCAUCUCUGACAAACUGUACAGGCAAGAAGCCAAAGGUUCGGCGGUUGCCAAUGAACACUGGAAUGUGUUAUAAAGGACUAAAAGACAUGCGGGUACCUGUCAUGCCAAACAAGGUCGGUCUGAUGUACACUGAAACGGACUGCUAACUAAAGCACUAAAGUGAUGAAGGACGUGUGAUAUACGUUUUCACUUAUUCUUAUUAUUAUUUAAACAUAGAUGCUUAACAUGGUUUUUGUAGCGUUAUGUCAUGUUUAAGCAACAUGAUGUCAUUUAUUUAUCAUUGUGUUAGUCGAAUGAAACCCUGGUGGUGUGUUUGACAACAAGUAGAACCUAUAGUAAAUGCGUGUAUCUUUUUCAUUUAUCGGUAAAUGCUAAAGACAUAAACAGGGUGAUGGAUGAAGUUGUAACAUAUUUAUCUUUGUUAAAUAUACACACAAAAUGCCACGUGAAGUAUUUCAAGCUGCUAAUCUCUCAGGAUAUGGUCUAUGUCAAAGGAAAUUUACUCAUGCUAAAUAAAUAGCUAGAAUGAAUGGGAUGUUAACACAAAGUGGACUUUACUGUAUAAUAGAGCAGGAUUUACAGUAUCAGAGACUGAACAUUCAGUACUAUAUGCCUGUGCUAUCACCUCAACAAUAAUGCACUGUACAAAGGGUGUUUUUGUUUGUAUUAAUAAGGGACAUGUAUACUUAUUUUCUGAUGUUGCGUUUUUCACAUAGGCCUACCUUAUACUGUAGCUGCGUGUUGUUGUUGUUAUUGUCUAGAUGCACAAACCUUAUUCUAAAGAAAAACUUGAAGUAAAGCUCUUAUUAAUUGCCUGGCUAUGUUCCCAGAUCAUGUGUCAAGCGAUUUUAGUGUCACGCCGCGUUGCUGGUGUCUGUUUUGAAGAAACACAUACCACGAGACAUCCGAUCAAGCCAUGUGACAAGCUUACCACAUUAAACUCAAAGGUGUAUGAAAUAAGUCCAUUUCAGCGAAACCGAUCCUGAUAUUUUUCACUCAAUUCACCCGUAAUGUUUCUGAAUAGACUAUAUUUAUCAUCAGUCACAUAUUGAAAGGUCAAAUGGCGCUGGCGUCAGGUAGCCUUUCUUUGUGAUUGUUCAGACAGGCAUGCCAAAUCACAAAACGUACUGACAAUAAACGUGUAUUGAAAACAAAGCUAUGCUUACUAUUUGUGCUUCAACCAUGCUUUAUUUGUCACAAUGCUAUAUCCAAAAUGGGAAGAUACUGUGCUGUAACAUUCAUUUAUACCUUGACUGUAUGUUGUUUUGUUUUUGAUACUUUAUUAAUAAAAACGUAUACUACA